This is a messenger RNA of Lathyrus oleraceus (garden pea), 1182 nucleotides long. RefSeq lists its product as uncharacterized. The coding region runs from base 1 to 1182 and encodes 393 amino acids. Lineage: Eukaryota; Viridiplantae; Streptophyta; Magnoliopsida; Fabales; Fabaceae. The record is from RefSeq and is a predicted model, not a curated record. The transcript has 4 exons.
AUGUUGAUGCAGUUAGAUGCGGAUGACACAAAUGAAAUUGAGGAAAUAAGUCGAAUUCGAAGUGAAAAGAGGCUUGAUGAGAUAUCUUCAAUGGCUAUUAAGAGGACUAAAGGACCAUUGGAUUUAGUCUUUAAGAAGACUAAGGACACAAGCCUUAAUGAUGAUUGUGAUAAAGAAGCGAGGGCAAGAACCAUACAAUAUACUACUCGCUUUGUUUAUACAUGUGGAAUUACUUUUAACGUGGAAAAUGCAAAAGCCUUUAAGUUGAUGUUGGAAGCCGUUGAAAGCUAUGGUCCUCAUUUGAAACCGCCAAGUUUUCAUGAACUUAGGGUUCCACUGCUUCAAAAGGAGUUGGAAUAUACAAAAGGUUUUUUGAAGAAUCACAAGGUUCAAAAGAAUAAAUAUGGAUGUUCAAUUAUGUCAGAUGGUUGGACGGAUAGAAAAGACAGGGAUAAGCUAGCUGAGUUGUUGGACACUUUUGUUGAGGAAAUGGGUGAAAAAAAUGUUAUUCAAUUGAUUAUUGACAAUGGGCGUAAUCAUGUAGCAGCGGAUAAAGUAUUAACUUCCAAAAGGCCAAACAUGUUUUGGAAUCCAUGUGCAGCCCACUGUAUAAACCUUAUGUUAGAAGACAUACGAAAAAUUCCAAAGGUUGAUAAGGUUAUAAAAAAUGGAGUUAAGGUUGUGGGUUACAUUUAUAACCACACAUAUGUUUUGAAUCUAAUGAGUAAGUUUAUCGACAAUGUUGAAUUUGUUAAAAAUGAAGUGACAAGGUUGCAAGAACUAAAAAGUAAGCUUAGAGAGAUGUUCACUUGUGAUGAAUGGGUGAGUUCCAAGUGUGCCAAGGAUGCUAAAGGAAAAAGGGCAACUAGUAUUAUACUUAUGACAUUAUUUUGGAGUGAUGUUAUGUACACUCUUAAGGUCAUGCCGCCUCUUGUAAAUGUGCUAAGAAUGGUUGAUAAUGAAAGAAAGCCCACAAUGGGUUACAUAUAUGUCGUAAUGGGGAUUCAUUCCAAGAAGCGAAAUAAGUUGGAGCAUCAAAGGUUGCAAGACUUGGUUUUCAUCAUGUAUAACCAAACAUUGAUUGAAAGAUUUGAUAUUCGGGACAAGACUGAUCCUAUGGAAUUUGGUGAAGUUAAUUAUCACACUCAAUGGUUGGUGGAAUAUAUGGGAGAGAUAGGAUAA